Messenger RNA from Alligator sinensis (Chinese alligator), 774 nucleotides. It is a transcript of the gene EEF1AKMT4, whose product is annotated as EEF1A lysine methyltransferase 4. Gene Ontology annotation, molecular function: S-adenosylmethionine-dependent methyltransferase activity. The record is from RefSeq and is a predicted model, not a curated record. The transcript is spliced from 2 exons. The annotation marks the transcript as partial. Lineage: Eukaryota; Metazoa; Chordata; Crocodylia; Alligatoridae.
UGGCUGUCCCAUCCCCCUGCAGGUUGUGGCAGCAGCACGCUGAGCUAUGACCUCUUCCAGCUGGGCUACACGGACAUCACCAGCAUCGACUACUCGGCCGUGUGCAUCGAAGCCAUGCGUGCCCGCUACACCCACUGCCCCGGCCUGCACUGGGCUGUCAUGGAUGCCCGUGACCUGCGCUUCCCCGAUGGCAGCUUUGACGUGGUGCUGGAGAAGGGCGUGCUAGAUGCCAUGGUGGCGGGUGAGGCUGACCCCUGGCACGUGUCGCCCCAGGCCACAGCCCUGCUGGACCGAGUGCUGAGCGAGGUGAGCCGGGUGCUGCGGCCCGGUGGGCGCUUCGUGUCCAUCAGCUUUGCGCAGCCACACUUCCGGAAGCCGCACUACGCACAGCCGGCCUACGGCUGGUCCCUGCGCCAUGAGACCUAUGGCACCGCCUUCCACUACUUCCUCUACACCAUGGUCAAGGGUCAGGCCCUGGCGCCCGCUGACCUGGCACUGGGCCGCAGCCUCCACGAACCUCCCUGCCCCACCGGGCCACCUCAGCUGCCACCCAGCCCCAUGGCUGACACUGAGGACUUCCUCUACGCCAUCGAGCUGUGAGGCAAGGAGCUGUGUCCACAGGGCUGACUGCAGCUGCCAGACCAUGUGCCAUGGGCCAGAGCCUGGCCCCACCUCUGUGCCUUGCCUGUCACUGGAGCCCAGUGCCCACUGGGACCCUGGUUUGGGGUUGGACUUUGCAGCCAGCUCAAUAAAGCAGGUUUCUUUUCUGACGUC